Messenger RNA from Exophiala mesophila, 1437 nucleotides. RefSeq lists its product as uncharacterized. Gene Ontology annotation, biological process: protein targeting to membrane; peptidyl-L-cysteine S-palmitoylation. The record is from RefSeq and is a predicted model, not a curated record. NCBI's taxonomy places the organism in Eukaryota, Fungi, Ascomycota, Eurotiomycetes, Chaetothyriales, Herpotrichiellaceae. Gene Ontology annotation, molecular function: protein-cysteine S-palmitoyltransferase activity. The transcript is spliced from 3 exons. The coding region runs from base 140 to 1393 and encodes 417 amino acids. Gene Ontology annotation, cellular component: endoplasmic reticulum; Golgi apparatus.
GGCGCGGAAGGUGCAUCCCAUCCUCUUCACCACGUGUUUUAUAUUCGUUGAAAUAUAUUUGGCCUUGUCAGCCUUCUGGCCUCCAUUCUUCAUUAACAUCAUGUUUCGUUCCUGAUCUCCCACACCCCCCUCAUCGGCCAUGGGAAUCGUUCGGACCAUCGCCCUCGUCAUUCUGACCAUCUCAUUUAUCGUCUUUGUCGCCUUAUUUGGACGACUGCCCAUUUUCAGACGAACCCCAGUUCAUUUCUUACAUUCCUUACUAUGGAUCUACAUCCCUGCUGGCCUGGGAAUCAUCGAUGAGAAACUCACCGGUCGGAGACUCACCAACAGUCUAUCUAGCCUAGCCAACUAUCUCUUCAACGAGGCUCACCCUAUCGUGCUGGUUUUCUUCGUCCUCCUUCAAGUUGCUGGAGAAAUCCUGUUCAUCCCCUCCGCCUGGAGCCGAUUCUCCCCAGUGGAGAAACUCCCUGUCCCCUUCCUAGUGGUCGCCCCAUAUCUGUUUCUUUACCUUUCAAGUACAACCUCCUCCAACAUUACGGACAAGAACCAUCAAUCUGCCAUCCGCGCCUACCCCUAUGAUUAUUGUCUCUUCCAUCCAGGCUACUUCUGUAGUACCUGCCACUUCGCCAAGCCCGCCCGCUCCAAACACUGUUCUCUUUGCAAGGCCUGUGUUCAGAGACAGGACCACCACUGUAUCUGGAUCAACAACUGCGUAGGCCGCAACAACUACCUCUGGUUCAACCUGCUUAUUGCCAGUACUGCUGCCCUGAUCGCUUAUGGCGCUCUCAAGGGUCACUCAAUCCUUGAUGCGAGACUGCAAGCAAAGUUCGUUCCCCCAGCCCUGACGAGAGGCAGUUUGACGGCCAAGAGGUGGAGCACCGCCUUAACCUGGCACCAGUGGCUACAGUGCUGGGGCUGGGCUAUCGGCGUCGAGUGGAAAAUCGGUGCUGUCAUGUUGCUCUCCGCCAUGUCCUUCCCCCUCGCCACCGCCUUUCUCGUCUAUCACCUCUACCUCGUUUGGGCAGGCAUGACUACCAACGAGAGUGCUAAGUGGGCUGAGUGGAAAGAAGACGUCGAAGACGAUUUAGUCUGGAGGGCCGAGAUUGUCCGACUACGGGAGACCUAUCCCAGACUACCUGAGGAUGUCGAGCCCUCUCAAACAGAGGGUCGCUGGCCAGCCCAUCUCACCGCCCGUUGGUGGAUGGUCAGGACCAGAGAUGGCACUCAACCUAAACACAAGACUCCGGGCAGUCAAGCGCCAGAUGAUGGAGACCCCUGCGACGAAGUCGAUGAGAGGUGGGAAAAGGUCGAGAGCAUAAAAGAAGUGGACAAUUUGUACGACCAGGGAUUUUGGGUAAACUUGGUUGACCAUCUUUUCAAUCGUGGUGGAUAGUUCAUGUAUUUUCAUAGUUGACUUGCAAUGUUCUUCACACAUGA